AUGUCCACUGGGAAGGUGGCUGUUAUUACUGGGCUGGGACUGGGUGUGAUGCUGGUCAUCCAGAGUGGAGACCUGCUGGACUAUGUGGGCUACUGGUCCCCCAUAUGGAGGGCUGUGGUCUGCAUGGUCGCAGGAGGUUCCCUCCUCGCCAUGCACUGGCUGCACGGCCUGCUCCUCGGGCCCCUGGAGGUGCUCAGGGGCCCGGAUGAUGUCGGGUACAUCGCCGAGGACGGUCGCUCCAAAGCCCAGGCGGCCAACGAGGUCCGCCGCAGGAGGAAGACCGGAGAGCUGCCUCCAGUCUACCCGAACGGCUGGUACCGAGUCCUGGACUCACACAAGCUGCAGAUGGCCGAGGUCAAAAGUGUCUCUAUUCUAGGUGAACAGGUGGCAGUGUUUCGGGGCCAGGAUGGGAAGGCCUACGUGGUGGAUGCCUACUGCCCUCACCUGGGGGCCAACCUGGCCGUGGGAGGACGGGUGGUGGGAAGCUGCAUAGAGUGCCCAUUUCAUGGAUGGCAGUUUCGGGGGAACGAUGGCAAGUGCGUGAGGAUCCCCUAUGCAGAGAAAGUGCCAGAGUUUGCCAAGGUGCGCUGCUGGCCCAGCUGUGAGGUCAACGGCCAGGUCCUGGUUUGGUUUCACUGUGACGGAGAAGAUCCUCAGUGGGGCGUCCCAGAGCAGCAGGAAAUCACAGAGGGCCAGUGGGUCUAUCGGGGGAGAACGGAACAUUUCAUCAACGCUCACAUAGAGGAGAUUCCUGAAAAUGCAGCGGACAUCGCUCACCUGGCUCACCUGCACACGCCGGGUAUUGCCAGCGGAGUAGAUCUGCGUUACACUAACAGCAAAACCUGGGAAUUUUUGCGGCAUGACUGGAAGGUUCAGUGGGAACCAGAGUCAGAGCCCAACAAGCAUUGUUCUCAGAUGUUGGUGAAACAUGCGCUGACUGUGUUUGGAUGCCACUGGCCUCUGCUGGAUGUUCGCGUUGUGGCCAGACAGGUGGGUCCAGGAUUGGUGUUCCUGCUGUUUGACCACAGCUUCUUGGGCCGAGGUGUUAUCCUGCAGUGUGUGACUCCAGUGGAGCCUCUGCUGCAGUGUGUCUCUCACACCAUCUACUACCAGUCUAAUAUCCCUCCUCUGGUGCCCAAAUUCAUUCUCAAAGCAGAGUGCAUUCAGUUUGAGCGUGACGUGAUGAUCUGGAACAAUAAGAAGUACAUCUCCAAGCCUCUCCUCGUCAGGGAAGACUCAGCCAUCCAGAAGCACAGGCGCUGGUUUAGUCAGUUCUACAGCGAGAACAGCCCGCGGCUGCAGUACCAGCGUGACACUUUGGACUUUUGACCUCCCUGAACUGCAGAGAAGAUGUCAGUCUUACUGAAGUGGAUGAUGUGACCUCUAUAUACGCAAGUGCCAACGGCCGUCACGUCGCCUGGUUGGACUGGUACAAGGAACUGAAUGGGUUCAUCCCAUACAUGUGAGAUUUUGGUGAACCAGUGCUAAUAUACAAAGCAAGCAACACUGAGAAACACCACAGUCCCCUCGCUGUAUCGUUGACAAGACCAUUAGAUUCUCAGAAAUCUGCAAAAAUGUGAUUAAUUCCAUAUACUGUGAUGCACAUAUAACCAGCAACUUUCUUGUGAUUGAGUGACUGUUCCAGCUGAUUUUGUUCUUUGUCUGUAUGUAUGAUACGGGCCAAUA
Messenger RNA from Anoplopoma fimbria (sablefish), 1686 nucleotides. Its product is annotated as cholesterol 7-desaturase nvd. Bases 1 to 1329 code for a protein of 442 amino acids. Gene Ontology annotation, biological process: cholesterol metabolic process; chlorophyll biosynthetic process. NCBI's taxonomy places the organism in Eukaryota, Metazoa, Chordata, Actinopteri, Perciformes, Anoplopomatidae. The transcript is spliced from 8 exons. Gene Ontology annotation, molecular function: chlorophyllide a oxygenase activity; 2 iron, 2 sulfur cluster binding. The record is from RefSeq and is a predicted model, not a curated record. Gene Ontology annotation, cellular component: chloroplast.